Aspergillus pseudotamarii is the source of this 382-nucleotide messenger RNA. RefSeq lists its product as uncharacterized. The coding region runs from base 65 to 265 and encodes 66 amino acids. Lineage: Eukaryota; Fungi; Ascomycota; Eurotiomycetes; Eurotiales; Aspergillaceae. The record is from RefSeq and is a predicted model, not a curated record. The transcript has a single exon.
CAGAGAGAGCGUGUGAAAGUCUGGCUGUUCCCUUCUUAGUAGACGAGAUGAACACACACCAACAAUGAAACCACCACACGGCGCAUCCCCAUCCCUUUCUUCCAUCCCCCGUCCUUUUUCUUUCCCUCCGCCCCUCUCCCUCUCUUCCUCCUCUCCUAUCCUCUACCAUCCCGCUUCAUCAUCGUCACUAUCCAACCGGACUAUGUCACUCGUGCCUCGCUCCUCUUGUCUCCAUCAGCCUUGUCAAACUUUUGCCUCACCCUGACCAAGUCGCGCCGCCGCGUUUGACGUCUGGAACCACUUCUCCAACCAACCAACCUGUCUGUUACCCACGUCACAAUCGCCAUAAAAUAAUAUCCAACUUUCUACCGUCCACCAACAC